This is a messenger RNA of Fimicolochytrium jonesii, 849 nucleotides long. RefSeq names its product putative 40S ribosomal protein S9. Bases 123 to 692 code for a protein of 189 amino acids. The record is from RefSeq and is a predicted model, not a curated record. The transcript has 5 exons. Gene Ontology annotation, biological process: positive regulation of translational fidelity; translation. Gene Ontology annotation, cellular component: cytosolic small ribosomal subunit. NCBI's taxonomy places the organism in Eukaryota, Fungi, Chytridiomycota, Chytridiomycetes, Spizellomycetales, Powellomycetaceae. Gene Ontology annotation, molecular function: structural constituent of ribosome; rRNA binding.
CCCAAAAUCGCAGAUCACAUGACCCUCAAAAAAGACCGCCGUGCCCAAAUGCCCCCUCACCUCGCCAACCGUCUUUUUCUUCCCCCCUUUUCAAUUCAUCACAGAGUUGACAGACAGCAACCAUGCCUCAGAGGAACUGUUCCAAGACCUACAAGGUCCCCAAGAGGCCCUUCGAGUCCGAGCGUCUCGACCAGGAGCUCAAGCUUGCUGGAGAGUAUGGACUCAGGUGCAAGCGUGAAAUCUGGCGUGUCGGUUACUCCCUCUCGCACAUCCGUCGUGCCGCUCGUGAGCUCCUGACUCUCGAGGAGAAGGACCCCCGCCGUCUUUUCGAGGGUAACGCUUUGAUUCGUCGUCUUAUCCGCACCGGUAUCCUCGACGAGUCCAAGGCCAAGCUCGAUUACGUUCUCGGUCUCAAGAUUGAGGAUUUCCUCGAGCGUCGUCUCCAGACCCAGGUCUUCAAGCUUGGUCUCGCCAAGUCGAUCCACCACGCUCGUGUCCUCAUUCGUCAGAGGCACAUUCGCGUCGGCAAGCAGAUCGUGAACAUCCCCAGUUUCAUCGUCCGCUUGGACAGCCAAAAGCACAUCGACUUUGCCCUCACCUCUCCCUACGGAGGAGGCCGUGCUGGUCGUGUGAAGCGUAAGCGUGCUGCCGCCGCCGCCUCCAAGGGCGAGGAGGCCGAGGAGGAGGAAUAGAUCAUUGACUGAUCACGCAGGCCCGGGAGUCAUGACCAUGACCAUGUCCUAGACACAGAACGCUCCUUGCUCCAGUGCCCCUUUCCUCUCUGCUUGUUUUGUCAGUCUACUACUCUGUCCAUUUACUUGCACAUAAAAGAUUGUCAUACUCCUGCAU